GCUGCCGGGUACCGGCCAGGGUCCACAAGGAUGUGGGUGUUUGGCUAUGGGUCCCUCAUCUGGAAGGUGGACUUCCCCUACCAGGACAAGCUGGUUGGUUAUAUCACAAACUAUAGCCGGCGCUUCUGGCAAGGCAGCACUGACCACCGUGGGGUUCCCGGCAAGCCUGGAAGAGUUGUGACCCUUGUUGAAGAUCCUGGGGGCAGUGUUUGGGGUGUUGCUUACAAACUACCAGUAGGAAAAGAAGAGGAAGUAAAAACAUACCUUGACUUCAGAGAGAAAGGAGGCUACAGAACUACAACAGUCAUUUUUUAUCCAAAAGAUACCACAAAAAAACCAUUUAGUGUUUUGCUCUACAUUGGAACAUGUGACAAUCCUAACUAUCUUGGUCCUGCACCUCUGGAAGACAUAGCUGAACAAAUUUUUAAUGCAGCUGGUCCAAGUGGAAGAAACACAGAAUAUCUUUUUGAACUUGCAGAUUCUAUUAGGAAACUUGUGCCAGAAGAUGCAGACGAACAUCUCUUCUCUUUGGAAAAAUUAGUAAAGGAACGUUUAGAAGGAAAAUAGAACCUUAGUAGCACACAGUCACCAUCUCCUCCAAACAAGUGAAGGGACAUUCUUACUUGAAGAUCUUAGUAUUUAAUGUUGUAAUUGGAAUAUCAUCUAAAUUUACUGUUUAUUACAAGUGUCUUAAAACAUAUUCAGAAGAUUUGCAUACAGAGAAAGAAAAUUGAAGCUAUACAAGUGAUUUCCUAACUAAAUGACAUAUGAACAUUUGUUCAUUAGAAAUACAGGUUUCAAUUCACUUCCUGUUUUUAUUGGAGGAACCAUGUUUUUUUAUAGUAUAUAUGCUUAAAAUAAUGUUAUUAGAAAUAUAUGGUAAUAGACACCUGAUUGUUAAUUUCCUUGUAAUUUUAGAUUAAAUGAAAGUCAAAUUUAGGCCAAAAGAAAUUGGGUUUGUUAAUAUAAUAUUUUCCUUGGAUUAUAAUGUGCUAUCUUCUCCUUUGGGGGAAAAAGGCAUUUUAUUAGAAAGAAAAACUCUAGUAUAAAUCACAUCCACUAAUGAUAAUGUCAUUUACUUUGUAUUUAUCUCAUAAUGAAACUGGAAAAAAAGGUUUUCUGGUAAUUACCAGUUGGUGGAAGCAUAAUGAAAAUGGUGUUUGAUUUUACAAUUGUAAUUUCUCAAAGAAGUGUCAUUUCCUGAUUAUAUUAUGUAUGCUUUUUCUUUCUUACAUUUUGUCACGUAAAUAACUAUGUGGCUACUUAAUAAGGAAGCUAAUUCUUAAAUUAUUGACUUAUAAAAUUGAUUUAAGACAA
Molecule: messenger RNA, 1317 nt
Organism: Cricetulus griseus (Chinese hamster)
Lineage: Eukaryota; Metazoa; Chordata; Mammalia; Rodentia; Cricetidae
Source: RefSeq, a predicted model, not a curated record